Oncorhynchus mykiss (rainbow trout) is the source of this 3484-nucleotide messenger RNA. RefSeq names its product polypyrimidine tract-binding protein 1. The record is from RefSeq and is a predicted model, not a curated record. Gene Ontology annotation, molecular function: RNA binding. Gene Ontology annotation, biological process: mRNA processing. Lineage: Eukaryota; Metazoa; Chordata; Actinopteri; Salmoniformes; Salmonidae. Gene Ontology annotation, cellular component: nucleus.
AACGAACGCCUCGGUGUAUUCAGCCAUUUUGUAUGAAAAUCAAGGAAAUCUGCCGCCGUUCCAGAGACCUGUGGAUUAUAUCGAACGAUGGAAGGACACAAAUUAGAUGCUGAUCUGUAUCCUAUGGGACCUGGCUACGUCACAGACAUAGAUGUCUCAGUGGGUACCAAGAGGGGAUCUGAUGAACUCUUCUCCUCCUACAUCAUGACCCCAGCCAACGGUAAUGACAGUAAGAAGUUCAAAGGUGAGAUGCGGAGCCCCAGCGCUCCAUCGCGUGUCAUCCACCUGCGCCAGCUGCCCGGGGACAUCCAGGAUUCUGAGGUCAUCAGCAUGGGAAUGCCCUUUGGGAAGGUCACCAACCUUCUGAUGAUGAAGGGAAAGAACCAGGCGUUCCUGGAGAUGAACACUGUGGACCAGGCUCAGACCAUGGUGAACUACUACGCUACGGUCACCCCCCUCAUCAGACAGCAGCCUGUAUUCAUGCAGUACAGCAACCACAAGGAACUCAAGACCGACAACUCACCUAACCAAGUAAGAGUCCAGGCAGCACUGCAGGCGGUGAAUGCUGUCCAGGGUGGCACCAUGUUGGGCUCUACCAUGUCCGGUAUGGGGGGUGUAAUGGGUGCUACCAUGUCAGUUGGAGGGGGAGAGAUGGGAGCCAGAGGCAUGGCCACCCAGAGCCCUGUCCUUAGAGUCAUAGUGGAAAACCUCUUCUACCCCGUCACACUGGAAGUCCUGCACCAGAUCUUCUCCAAGUAUGGGUCUGUUCUGAAGAUCAUCACCUUCACUAAGAACAACCAGUUCCAGGCUCUGGUCCAAUACGCUGACCCCAUGACGGCACAGCACACCAAAAUGUCUCUAGACGGUCAGAACAUCUAUAACGGUUGCUGUACUCUGAGGGUGAGUUUCUCCAAGCUGACCAGCCUCAACGUGAAGUUUAACAACGAUAAGAGCCGUGACUACACCAGACCUGACCUUUCUACUGGAGAGCAACACAACCCUCAGCCUGGAAUGGACCAGCACGCGAUGGCUGCUGCCGCCUUCGGGUCUCCAGGUCUGAUCUCAGCGUCUCCGUAUGGACACGGAUUCCCCCAGGCCUUCACUCUACAGCAGGCAGCAGGUUUGUCUAUGCCCGGUGCCUUGGCGUCAUUUGGUAUGGGUCCAGGGGGCAUGGCCGCUAGUCGUCUCGGCCUGCAAGCCCUCGGCGGUGGAGGAGGACAAGCUGGCGUCCUAUUGGUCAGCAACCUCAACCCAGAGAGCGUUACACCAAACUGCCUCUUUAUUCUCUUUGGUGUGUAUGGCGACGUGAUGAGAGUGAAGAUUCUGUUCAAUAAGAAGGACAACGCUCUGGUCCAGAUGGCUGAUGGCACACAGGCUCAGCUAGCGAUGAGCCACCUGAACGGGGUGCGUCUCCAUGGCCGGUCUCUACGUGUCUCCAUGUCUAAACACACCACCGUACAGCUGCCCAGAGAAGGCCAUGAGGACCAGGGGUUGACAAAGGACUAUGCCACCUCUCCUCUCCACCGUUUUAAGAAGCCUGGCUCCAAAAACUACAACAACAUCUACCCUCCCUCUGGCACACUGCACCUCUCCAACAUACCGUACGUACACACACACACACACACAACAUCCCCUUUAUGUUUGAUUGUCCUAUUGCUUUCUCUUUCUCUCUCUAGUCCUGCAGUAGGGGAGGAGGAUCUGAAGGCACUGUUCAGCAGUUCAGGAGCUUCAGUCACGGCCUUCAAGUUCUUCCAGAAGGACCGUAAAAUGGCUCUGAUCCAGAUGAGCUCAGUGGAGGAAGCUGUUGAGAGUCUCAUCGAGUUCCACAACCAUGACCUGGGAGAUAACCACCACCUCAGAGUGUCUUUCUCCAAAUCUACCAUCUAACACAAUCACUCACACACAGCUGUAACUAGAGUAUAGACCAAACCUGUUCAUCAGAAUGCCUUCCACGUCGUUUGUAUGUCAAGUCUUGUUCUACACGAGACACUUAAUCAUUCCUUUAUACUUGUUUAAGUUUUAUCAUUAUUUUUACACAAUUAUUUACGUUUACUAUGGAUAUAAUCGGUUCAUAUUUUAUUUUAGUAGUUCGACUUCUAUGGAGGGAAACUCAUAGAACUCUCCAAGAUACACAUCUAGUAUUUCUGUUUCUACACUCUGCAGAAUGCACAUCUAGUCCUUCUGUUUCUAGAUUACAAUGUUUUUUCAUUUGAUAUACUUAAAAAAAAAAAAAUCCAUUGAUUAAUGUUUUCUGUUUCUACUGUCUGUCCUUGGGAUCUUCACCACUAGUCAUAUUGCUCUAACAAAAUGCCUUUCCGCAACAGUCUAGUGCCUUAACCAGACCAGCCGGCUAGCCUUUCCAUGCUAUUACAUUGAUUUUAUACGAUUUGGACUCUUAAAAAAAUAUAUUUCUUUGAACAUCAAUAAUUUGAUUUGAAAUAUAUGGCUGUGGUCUUACCUUUUUGGUUUCUAGAUGUACACUAUGCAUUCCAUUGUAUUUUUGUAACAUUAGUAGUUCUAUACUCUUAUCAUUUUCUAUACCGUGUACUGUUUGAUAUCUACCGGUCACUGUGCCUCAAGUCUUAAUUCUUGCUCCAGGGGUGCCAUUUAAAAUCAUGCAGCAUUUAGUCUUUAGUGCCUACUUCACCCCUAAUAUUUUACAGAUACACACAUGCAAUUCUCCAAUUUUAUUUCAUACAGCCUUAGGUAUUUAGUGCCUACAACACAAACGUAUUUAUUACCUUUGUUCUGUCACUGACUAUCUAUAUAUGGCUUUUGCUAUAGAUUCUUCUGUAGCAUAAAUUGUUUCAUGUAGCUAUUGAUGGUUGAUGUUAUUGAGGACCAAAGUACCUACCACCCCUGCUACUUAAACGAUCCGUGUCAGUGUAAAAGACAACGUUCUAAACUCUCUUCUCCCAUUGGUUUGAUUCUAUGGUCCAAAUCGCCUUUAGGGAUUUGAUUUUGUUUUCAUUUUAUACCUAAUCAGUUGGCCACUAGAUUUAAAAAUCGUAAUUUUGAGUGAGUUAUACCUUGAAUUUGUGAUAUUUGGUUUCUUGGCCCAUUUCUUAUUAAUUACAGUUAAAUUCCGCUGUUGGUAGAGUACUUUAAGCAUGAAUAUAUACUGUAUGUUGACCUAGUUGAUGAUAUCACAGUGGAUAGCUGUGAGGUAGUUCUGUGUUCCUUUCCUGGCAACGGUUGUCGCUUUUAUUUUCCAUUAUGGGUUUUAUUGGGGUCAGGGGUCAACAGGAUGUGAUGUCAUGAAGCAGGGGGAGGGUUUUUGUCUGUCUAUAUUUAGUGUUUUUGUACCACAGUGAUUUGGAUUGUACCACAGAUUCCAUUUCAUUCCAACAUGUAUAUUUUGAUAUAUAGUUAACAAACGUUGAUUCCAACAUGUAUAUUUUGAUAUAAAGGUAAUGCCAGCUUUCUCUGGAGGGCUGUAAAGAUGAGUUUUGUAUCACAAAGAAAUUAAACUUAAUGGAACACA